Messenger RNA from Trichoderma citrinoviride, 1617 nucleotides. RefSeq lists its product as hypothetical. The transcript has 3 exons. Gene Ontology annotation, cellular component: core mediator complex; mediator complex. Gene Ontology annotation, molecular function: transcription coregulator activity. Gene Ontology annotation, biological process: regulation of transcription by RNA polymerase II. The annotation marks the transcript as partial. The record is from RefSeq and is a predicted model, not a curated record. NCBI's taxonomy places the organism in Eukaryota, Fungi, Ascomycota, Sordariomycetes, Hypocreales, Hypocreaceae.
AUGUCUUCAGCAGACGGCCCCCCACCGCUCUCGCUGCGGCCGUUCCCCGUCGCCGACCAGAAGCCCAAGAACCUCGCCGAGUUCAUCGCCCGAGUCAACGCCCAGCCCGGCGGCUUCCGCGCCGUGACAGAAGCCAAGCUACGCGAGGACCUGAAGGGCAGCGAGUCUUCCGAUGGCGCGGCCGAUCAAGAUGAGGACAUGUCCGACGCCGGGCCGGAGAACGAGGUCGCGGAGAAGGACCCCAACGUUGCGCGCAUGGAAGUCUUGAAGAACAUUGACAUAGCCGGUAACACCGCCUUGUUGACGCUCGACUCCAUGUCCCUUCUCCUCUCGAAGCAGAAUCCGACGCAGGCGGGCAUGACCUUGUCCCAGCAGCUACGCGACAUGGUCGGUAUCGGCACUCUCGGCGCCGACCGGCUGCACGACUCCAACGUCACGCCAGCCAAGACGAAAGAUCAAGAGGCCGUGGCCAUGGGAUGGACCAUUAUGGAGAUCAACAAGACGAGGGACUCCGCGGAAGAGGCCGCUGCAUUCUUGGACAAGGAAAUCGCGGCAGAGAGCAAAUACUGGGAAGACAUCGUCUCGGUCAAGAAAGCCGGCUGGUCCGUAUGCAAGGUCCCGCAGGAGAGGCACACUUUGGGUGUGAGGUUUGGCUUCUCAGAGGCCGCUCCCGAAUUCAAGAACAAUGGCUUGGCGCCGAUGAGACGCGGCGACAAUGGCUCGACAGAUCUCGACUUUGGUCGAUUGGGCGGCGUGUCAGAAGCCCUGGUCGUCACAUACGAAAGAGACGGCAAAGUGAUUGGGCGAUCUACCACGCGAUCGGCCUCUGAAGACAGCUCACUAGAGUCUCGCAUUCUCGAAGCGCGCAACACCAUCUUCUCACAAGAGCUCUGGCACGAGCUCACCAAAGAAUCGCGGUCACUGGCCGCCUACGACGUCAAGCCCGAAGGCAGAAAGCUGACAUGCCAAGCCGACGACAAGACGAAAAUCACACUCGAGCUCCUCCCCUUGGAAUCAUGUCCCUCCCACGACCAAGAUCUGCCCGAGAAUGGCCUCGCGGAAAAGACAUCCAUGGUCUUGCACAUCCUCCUCAGUUACGCCCAUCGAUACAACGAGCUCAUGAGGAUACGGCCCGUGCCCCCGCACAUCUCCCGCGCCGCUCGCCAGCAGUCCUACGCUCUCCUGCGCCCCGUCCUGGCACGCACAAUGUACCUAAAGAACGUGGAGGAGUCCACGCUGUACGUCGGCCUGCUGGUCAAGACGCUUCAAAAAGCCGGCAUCCCUUCUUCCGUCGUCCUCCGCACCGCGCAAGCAACAGCGUCCGACCCCGGAUCGCGCGGACCGAACCAGCUCUCCGCAUCGCAGACUCUCGUCCGCAAUCUCUUGCAAACGCAAGACUUCACCCUCGAGGUCACAAUCGUGCCCGACGUAUCGUUCGUCAUCCGCGCGCGCGCGUAUAGCUUCCCCAUCACGGCAACGUACUACUACAUCCUCCUCCCUCCCUCGUCGCCUCUCCUCGCCUUGUGCCCCCCCUGGACAGAAGGCUACCCCAGCGUCCGGGCACUGGGCGACUACCUGCGGACCGCCAUUGUCCGUGUCCUCACAAGCCACUUCUAC